This is a messenger RNA of Candidula unifasciata, 945 nucleotides long. The record is from the annotation of a GenBank genome assembly. Lineage: Eukaryota; Metazoa; Mollusca; Gastropoda; Stylommatophora; Geomitridae.
AUGUCACAGAGACCCGCAUGUCUCAGAGACACUGCAUGUCUCAGAUAUGUCUCAGAGACCCGCAUGUCUCAGACACCCACAUGUCUCAGACACCCACAUGUCUCAGACACCCGCAUGUCUCAGACACCCGCAUGUCUCAGACACCCGCAUGUCUCAGACACCCCGCAUGUCUCAGACACCCCGCAUGUCUCAGACACCCCGCAUGUCUCAGACACCCCGCAUGUCUCAGACACCCCGCAUGUCUCAGACACCCCGCAUGUCUCAGACACCCCGCAUGUCUCAGACACCCCGCAUGUCUCAGACACCCCGCAUGUCUCAGACACCCCGCAUGUCUCAGACACCCCGCAUGUCUCAGAGACACCGCAUGUCUCAGAGACACCGCAUGUCUCAGAGACACCGCAUGUCUCAGAGACACCGCAUGUCUUAGAGACACCGCAUGUCUCAGAGACACCGCAUGUCUCAGAGACACCGCAUGUCUCAGACACCCGCAUGUCUCAGACACCCCGCAUGUCUCAGACACCCCGCAUGUCUCAGACACCCCGCAUGUCUCAGACACCCCGCAUGUCUCAGACACCCCGCAUGUCUCAGACACCCCGCAUGUCUCAGACACCCCGCAUGUCUCAGACACCCCGCAUGUCUCAGACACCCCCGCAUGUCUCAGACACCCCGCAUGUCUCAGACACACCCGCGCAUGUCUCAGACACCCCGCAUGUCUCAGACACCCCGCAUGUUUCAGACACCCCGCAUGUUUCAGACACCCCGCAUGUUUCAGACACCCCGCAUGUUUCAGACACCCCGCAUGUUUCAGACACCCCGCAUGUCUCAGAGACCCGCAUGUCUCCCUUCCAGCAAAAAAUAAUUAAUAGCAUCUUCCUGCCUGUAUUGUGCAUCAAUCCCGGAUAUGGACAGUUAAUAGGCCACUGGAACAGAAAAUAUUACAUGUGA